AUUUACUAGAUAAGUUAUAUAGAAUAGAAUAGGGAUACUAUUACCAUUAUAUCUUUCAUUACUUCUAAUAUCUACACUGCACUGAUCUGCACUGCUACUUUGACACCGCAUAAGUCUCGGCUGCGGCUUGCGUUCCAAUCUCAGAUUUCGAUCCAAACGCGUUUUUGCAUUCUUCGCCUCCUCUGCGCUUCUUCUUCUCUUCCUCUUCCUCUCCUCCUCCUCCUCUUCCCCAUCGUCAACAAUGCCUCUCCAUUCGCUCGCCAUCGCCGUCAUCGCCCUCCUUGCUCUCGCCUCCGUCCUCGCGACCACCCUCUUCCUCGCCGCCCGUGCCCGCCGCAGAACACGUCUCGCGUCCUCCUCGCGGGCCCACAACCGCUCCUCCAGCGUCCUUCUCUCCGUCUCUCCCGAGGUUGCCGCCGAAAAGCUCUCCUCUGAGUCCACCUCUGCAUCCUCCCUCGCCUCUCCCGACUCCACCCCGCGCGCCGCCCGCACAAGCGUCACCCUCGCGCGCUCGUUCUCAAACGCGAGCACCCUCGUCGGCUCCGUUGACUCCACCACGCCCAAGAAACUCGCAGUCUCGCCGCCGUCGGUCCUGACCACGCUCGCCCGCACCUUCUCGCUCUCUCCGAAACCGAAACCCGCCGUGCCCGAGAUCCGCAUCACGUUCCCCGAAGAAUACGAUUCCGAAUCCGACGACGACUCGAAUUACUCGUCCGACAGCAACAGCUCGUUCGAAACUGACUCGCUCCCGGAGAGCGACCACCACCAGCAGCCCUCUGUCUCGCGCCGCGCAAAGCGACCUCCUCGCUGCGUCGUCGUCGAGAUCUCUGAAUCUGGCCCGGCUUUUGUUCGCGAGCUCGUCGAGUCUGAUGACUCCUCUGAUCUCCUACCGCAGAUCAGCUGCAAGAAGCAGCGCAACGACAAGACCUUCUCCCGCCACCACCACGACGCGGCCGCAGAGUCUAUGCUUCAUGAUAUCGAUCUGAACGCACCUAUCGCUGUUCGAUCAUAACUUCUCCUCUCUACUUUUGUUUCAUAGUCUCUGCUUUGUUUUUGCUUUGUUUGGUUUCGGGUUUGCAUGUGUAUAAACGGCGGUCAUAAAACAGUGUAUUUAUAGGUGGCAUUUCUGGUUUUUUUUGUUUUCCAUUAUAUAUGUUCUACUUUUCUCUACUUUUCUGCUUAUAACAGAACUUACAUCUUCUAUCAUCAUAAUCACUUUGCAAAGUA
This is a messenger RNA of Myxozyma melibiosi, 1227 nucleotides long. RefSeq lists its product as uncharacterized. The record is from RefSeq and is a predicted model, not a curated record. Lineage: Eukaryota; Fungi; Ascomycota; Lipomycetes; Lipomycetales; Lipomycetaceae. The transcript has a single exon. The coding region runs from base 242 to 1012 and encodes 256 amino acids.